AUGGCUGCUCAGGAUUCCCCCACCAAGCUGAUGCGAGCCUACUUCGUUAACUUCCUUCUAGAGGAUGCCAAAUGGAAAACAAUAACUGACCAAAUUAAGAAAGCUCUGGAAGUCUAUAAGCCGUGUGUAAAGGAGAAUUGCAGCUGCCACCAAAGUGUCUGGAAGCAGGACCUGUCUCCUUUUCGAGAUGGCAUUUCCAAGGAGAUCAUAUCAGAUGUGGUGAGCCGGAAGCUGGGGACACACUACCAAAUCAUUAAGAACAAACUGUACCGUGAGCAGGACUGCUUGUUCCCUGCGAGAUGCAGUGGAGUUGAGCACUUCCUUCUGGAGAUCAUCAACCGCCUCCCUGACAUGGAAAUGGUAAUCAAUGUGCGAGACUACCCCCAGGUCCCCAAGUGGAUGAAACCUAUUAUCCCAGUCUUUUCCUUCAGUAAGACACCUGAAUACAAUGAUAUCAUGUAUCCUGCCUGGACGUUUUGGGAAGGAGGACCAGCUGUCUGGCCGAUUUACCCAACAGGUUUAGGGCGCUGGGACCUCAUGAGAGAGGACCUCAGAAGAUCUGCAGAAAAAUGGCCAUGGAUGAAAAAAAUCUCUAAAGGAUACUUCCGAGGAUCCAGAACGAGCCCGGAGAGAGAUCCCCUCAUUCUGCUGUCCCGAGAAAACCCAGAACUUGUUGAUGCUGAGUACACUAAAAACCAGGCUUGGAAAUCUGAGAAGGACACCUUAGGGAAGCCUCCUGCAAAAGAAAUUCCACUGGUUGAUCACUGCAAAUACAAGUAUCUGUUUAAUUUCCGGGGAGUAGCUGCCAGUUUCCGGUUGAAACACCUUUUCUUAUGCGGUUCACUUGUCUUUCACGUUGGAGAAGAGUGGUUGGAGUUCUUCUACCCUCAGCUGAAGCCUUGGGUGCACUACAUCCCAGUCCGAUCAGACCUCUCUGACGUCAGGGAGCUGUUGCAGUUUGUAAAGGAGAAUGAUGCCAUAGCACAAGAAAUUUCAGAGCGGGGACGCCAGUUCAUCACUGAGCACUUGCAGAUGGAGGAUGUCUCUUGCUACUGGGAGCAUCUGCUGUCUGAAUAUUCCCAAGCCUUGACUUACAAAGUGAAAAGGAGGAAGAGCUACAGCGAGAUCACUUCUGAGUGGCUGAAAACAGAACUGUAGAGACUUCUCUGUUUUUCUCUUCAGCUCAAAUUGAUCUCUAUGGAAAUCUGAAGAUAGCAUAUCUUCUUUCUUGUUCACUCAGACUUCUUAUCCUUUACACUAGAACAGCGGGGACCAGCAAUAGGCUAACUUUGAAACUGCUCUUGUACAGCAGGACCCAGUUGUACUCUAGCCAUGAGAAUGUUAACUAGAACGUUGGACUGUGGCUAUUUGAUGAGGUGGUUACUGUCAUGCCUGGAGGAGGGUUGUUAGCAUUUAGGACAUAGUUACAGAAUGAUCCUAAAUCCCAUGCAGUCAGUGGGAAGCCUUUCGGUUAAUUUUACUGGACUUUAUACUAAGUCCACUGUCCUCAUGGGCCAGGUAUGCAGACUGACAGCUACACCCAGCUGGGAGCUACAUGCCCCUUUUUUUUUUUUUUUUUUUUUUUUUUGGCAAAUGGUCAAUGUUUUCUCACCUGUGUGACAGCAUUUGAGAUGUUAGGUGCUCUCUGACAGAAGCAGGUACUGGGAUUUUUUUACUGGGGUAACCUUUUUAGAUAGCUUAGAGCUUAAUGUUCAUGUCAGGUUUUAGAAGUCGAUGGCAAGUCUUAGAUGUGCCAUUGAAAGGACAAAUGGUCCUUGCAGGGUUAAACUACCUACCUCAGAGGGGAGCAGCAGGCAGUGAUGGUGUUGCUGCAGCACUAAGCCUGAGUAGCGGAUGGGCACACAGCGGACAGUUGAGACAAAGACUGCUCAUCCUCUGACAUGAGCUGGGUGCCCGCACAGCCACGUGGAACUGAGCCCCUCUUAGCAAGCUCUCACCGGUUGACUGGCCAGACAUUCUAGGGCCCUUAGAAAUCCAGAGAAAGUAUACACAGAGCUAGAUUUGGCUUUUCUGUUUUUCAGAUGUUCACAGAUUCUCUGCUCUGUUCCCCUUCUGUAACUUUCUAGGAUUGUUUUGUUGGUUUUGGGGUUGUUUUUUGAGGCUGGUAACACAGUUGCUCACUUCAGUAUUUACUGUUCUUUCCCACAGCUGUUACACUCCUUUCCUCAUCUCCUUCAGUCUGGUUGAGGAAAUGUUUUCAGUCACACAGUGGCAGCUACUCCUCACAUUGCUGACUCAAAUUCAGUCACAGGUUGCUUGCGCUCUCUGUAUUUAUCCCCACUGCAGGCUGCUUGGCCCGGAGAGAACACAAUUUCUGAAAUGUUCUGUGGCUCCUGAGUAGAGAAGCUUGGUAGGAAGCAGCCUCUUCUCUGGCAUCCAGACAGGCACUGGGAAGAGUGUGGGCAGCAGCACAGGAUCCUGGGAGGGCCACUCUUCCCAGGUGAGGACCCUUGGAGGUAAAGCUGCCUCAAGGGCUUAGGAAGCAGCACAGUAACCAGAAGAGAACGGUAGCGACAGCUCGAGGUCUCCUCUGCAGUCAGUUUGGAUCAGAUAGGAAGAAAACACUACAAGGAGCAGUAGCACAAAGAGCCCCCACACACCUACGUGCUCAGGCCGAGGCCUCGCAGCGUGGCGGGGCUGUGGUACAGGGACCUGACUGCCAGCCCUGCACAUCAGGUGCCAGUUGCUGGAGCAGCACAACCAUUAUGUGACUGGUGCCUGGGUUAUCCCAGCCCCCAAAGCAAUCAAAGUGGGGUACUAAAGUAGCCUGAUUUCUGGGGAAAAGAUCUGCGUGAGAGGGGAAGGGGUUUUCUGGUUUUGUAUUUUUAGUCAAUGGAGAGGCAGCAGUCUGAGAAACUGAAGCAGCUAUGUAUAAUAUUUUAAAGCCAUUUUUAAUGAAGUGCUUUUGGAAUAAAACAAAC
Athene cunicularia (burrowing owl) is the source of this 2942-nucleotide messenger RNA. RefSeq names its product protein O-glucosyltransferase 1 (gene POGLUT1). Gene Ontology annotation, cellular component: endomembrane system. The record is from RefSeq and is a predicted model, not a curated record. Gene Ontology annotation, biological process: protein O-linked glycosylation; positive regulation of Notch signaling pathway. Lineage: Eukaryota; Metazoa; Chordata; Aves; Strigiformes; Strigidae. The transcript is spliced from 11 exons. Bases 1 to 1158 code for a protein of 385 amino acids. Gene Ontology annotation, molecular function: UDP-glucosyltransferase activity; UDP-xylosyltransferase activity.